Molecule: messenger RNA, 1350 nt
Organism: Cutaneotrichosporon cavernicola
Lineage: Eukaryota; Fungi; Basidiomycota; Tremellomycetes; Trichosporonales; Trichosporonaceae
Exons: 1
Coding region: 1-1350 (449 amino acids)
Source: RefSeq, a predicted model, not a curated record
AUGUCCUGCACGGAAACGACUACUGCUGCCGCCUCGCCCACCCGGCGCGUAAUUCCUCCUCCACCCCUCCGCGCCGAUGUGCUCAAGAAGGUCCUUCUCAAGCUCUCCAACGAUGCCAAUGCCGAUACCAAGCCCAGGUUCAACCUUCCCCAGAAGGUUCUCAACCACGUUCUGGACUUUGUCCCGUGUUCUGACCUGGCCCCGCUCCUCACGGUCAACUCGAGCUACUACCGCGCGACCAAGCCCCAGUUCUUCCGCGAGCUCAACCUGACCAAGGACGGCAAGGUGGGUGGGUGGGGCUACGACCUCGUCGAUACGUGGACCGAGGACGGCAGUCGCCCUGUCUUCAAGGUCGAGUGGCUCUCUCGCGUCACUACCGUACUCACCAUCGAAGCUCACAAGUCGGGUUCCUGCGAUUGGCUCUCGCAGCUCGACCUUCCCCUGCUUCACACCAUCCGUCUUCCGAACGAUGUGCACCGUAGCAUUGCCAACAAAACUUGCCUCACUCCGUGCGGCAUCCACGCUCUCAAGGCUGCCAAUGUUGUGCACACCGACCUAUCGUGGGACCCUAUCCUCGGCACCACCACCAACUUCGCCAAGGGAACUGUCCAGACCUACACGGCCUUCCUCGCCGACAACGGCAUCCGCCGCGAGCGUCGCUGGGCCGACCCCAUGGCUACCGCGUUCACCUCGACCGUGCGUAUCACCUACGUCUUCCCCGUGGUGCCUUUCCCCCGUCGCGAGCCCAAGGCUCCGGUGGCGACUCGCAAGUCCGACGACCUGGACAACAAGCAUUCCUGUGGCGACCACGACCGUCCCCGUGGCACGGAAAAGCCUAUCAUCGAAUGCCAGCCCCUCGCUGCUAUUCCCAAGGGCAUGCCAUACAGCCUGGAAACCUACCGCGAGCUCACGAACGACUGCGACCACAACGGCAACUGCAUCCACAUCCACUUCCUCAACUGCAUUUGGUCCAUGAACGACGCGUUCUGGUGCCACAUUCUCACCUCGAAGGCCGAGUUUGUCUUUGUCGGACUGGAUGAGCUCGUCAGUUCAAUCCUCGUCGACCGCCAGCACACCAAGCGCGCCGACUCGCACCUGGCCUUCCUGGCCAAGGUCCAGGCUGCCGAGUUCCUCGAACUCGUGAAUAGCCUGCACCAAGUUUGUCCUGACGUCGACCGCAAGGAGGUGGCGCAGUUCGAUGCUGCGUUCAAGAAGUACCACUCGGGCGAUCUACGCGCACCGUUCCGGGUCAUGCGCCACGAGCACUGGCAGCUCAGCUCGGGCGCCAAGAUUGCCAUGCUGCGUAAGGACCAUGAGAAGUGGCAGCGUGCCCUCGAGCGUCAGUUCUAA